AUGAAAACUUAUGAAUUUGAGUUGAAUAAUAAGAGGAAUAUUUAAAGAGAAGAACUCUUUAUUUUGACGAUUGUCGAAAGAGUCUUAGCAGGUUUCUUAUCAUCAAUAUCUUUUAUUGAUUAAGCUUAAUUUUGUGAGUUGCUUACUAAGAAACAAAAAGAUAAAAAAACUAUUCAACCAUUACAUUUAUAAAUUUUUGGAACAAUCAAGCGAAAUUUGCUAAAAAACUAAACACCAAUUAAAGAUUUAAAAGUUAAUUAUGAAAUCAGAACUUUCAUUUCAAAAUCAAUAGAUUCAAGAAAAAACUAUUUAUGUUUAUCUAGCAAAAAAACUCAAAAUAAUAAAGAAUAAUAGACUACUGAAAUAGAAAGUUCAUUGUAUGCAUAACCAUAAUCUGUAAAGAGUAGAAGAUUUAGAUUAGAUAAAACAAGUAAUUAAGAGGUUCAAAGAUUACUUACUAAUGCUAGUUAUCAACAAAAUGAUUCAACAACCACUCGAGUUAUAAAUCCCUUUUAACUAAACAGUCCUAAUAGUACUUAAGCUGAUCAAUUUUUUAAGGACAUUUCUUUAUAAAAAUAAUUGACAACUAGUGAAAGUAAGCUUAAGAAUAGAAAUUAGAAACCAACAAUAAAUAUAGUAAGUUAAGAUGGCGAAAUAGAAAAGUAAGAAAAUUAUCCAAAGUAAUUUGAAAGAAAUUAUAAAGAUAAAUAGAUCAAAGCAAAUAAAAGUUAUGAAAAUCCUGAAUAAAAGCAGAAUUAACCUUAUUUAGAACCCUAAUUACACUAAAAUAAUUCCUAAACAAAAAAUAGUUAAUCAAAGAUAGAAAUUUUAGAUUAAAAUAUAAUUGGAGAGUCAUUUAACCCUUAACAUUCUUAAGCUCAAAGUUAUUCUAGGAAAUAAUCUUAAAAUCUUCCAAUGGGUAGUGACUCAAGUAAAAUGGAUCUUAAAGAGAAAUUGUAAAAAUACUAUAGCAAUGACGAUGAUUUCAGUUCAUAAAGAAGACCUAUGACUUAGAGUGAUAGGUUGAAAUAGAUAACAUAUGGAACUAACACAGAAUUACCCUUUUUAGAUAAAGAUCUUAAAUCAAAAUAAUAGACCAUCUAAAGUGCAAAAUGUUUAGACAAAAAUCAAGAAUAAACUUACUUAAAGUAAAAAAAAUAAGAUAAAAACAUAAAACAACAUAAAUCUGAAUAUCUUAAACAAGAUGAAACAGAUCUUAAGAUUGAAUAGAACAAUCACUUAAUAAGUCCAAAAGUUGAUGAACAAAAUAAUAAUUUACUUUCUCCGGCUUGUUCUUCUCGUACUUUACAAUCAAUGAAAUCAACAAAAACUAGAUAAAUGAAUUUACAAUCCAAUGAACAAAAAAUACCAGACAGUUAAUAAUUCAGUUUAAAAUAUUAAUAAAAUAAUGAAUAAAAAAAAGCAGACUUUUAAUAAUAUUAAUAAAAUUCAAUAUCGAAAGAAGAGUCUUAAGUAUCAUUAUUAGAUUAUUCAUUGCACAAGUAAGAUAAUUUACAUUCCCACUUGAAUGCUAAUAGACCAGCUACUUCUCAUAUAGAAACCAAUAAAGAAUAAGAAUAUCCAUAAUUUUAAACACAUGAUAACAUCGACUAAUAAUAAUAGUAUUAAUAAAUAUAAUUGAUGCCAUAAAUAAGUAUGACAUCAAUAAUGCAUGAUGAAGAGCAUUAUCCAAAUAUGAAUCAAUAAUAAUAAAUUAAUAUUUAAGUAAAUUAAUGUGAACCUUAACAAAAUACAAAUAAUGUCAUAAUUGAAGAAUCAAUAGAAUGUUCUCCUAUUUAUAAAAUGCCAAAUCAAUAACAUGUUAUGCCAACAUUUAAUAAUUUAGGAUUAGAUAAUUAAAAAUAAUAAACUAGCUCUUAACUUCAUUCUUAACAAAGAUAAUAAAUAUCUCCAUCAGAUAGAAAUUAUUCAUCAUAUUCUCAAAUUCCUUAACAAUCAAAUCAAUUACAAAUUAAUUAAGGUUAAUCAAGAAUGUUGAUUCCUAUUAAUAAUACAUAAAAUAGUACAAAAAAUAAUAAAUCAUCAAAUAGAUAAAAGUCUUAAGUGAGAGAAUAAUAAUAGUAAUAGCAAAGAUCAGAUGAAAGUUAACCUGAAAGUAAAUUAACUAUAGAAUCAUCAUAAGGAGAGAGAUCAAAUAGAUCAAAAGCAGUCAAAAACACAAAAUAACUCAAGUUACCUGUUGCAGCUGCUGCUUUGAAUUUUGCUAGAAGGAAAUCUUCAAAUUAAAAUUCUCCCCAUGAUGUAAAAAUAAAUUUAAUUUAUAUUUUAGCCAAAAAAAGUUGAAUAAUAAGAAAAAGAAAGGUAAAGAUAAUUGGAAUAUCAAAAAUAAUUGGAGAAGAUGAAGUACGAAAGAGAAUUAAUGGAAUAGUACUAAAUUCCUGAUAAUAUGCCAUUAUCAUAAAAACGUGCUAUCAUAGAGUAAUUAAUUAAUCAAUUAGAAUCUAUUGCUGAUUAAGAUGUUAAAUAUUAGAUAAUGUUAUGUAUUAAUUAACUGUUAUAUGAUUAGAUAAAUAGAGAUAAGAAUAAAUUUAAAAUGCAGCUAAACAAGAUAUAGUUUUUAAUCGAAAUUUAGAUAGUUGUUAUGAAGAAUUGAAUCAUCUCUAAGAAUAGAAAUUGAAAUCAUUAGGAAAAGAUGAUACAAAUAAAGUUUAGUUUUUGAAAUUUGAAGAUUAAGUUUAAACAUCCUUUCCAGGUUAAUAAAAGGCUUUUUCUUAAGAUAUAAAUUCUCCAAUGAAAAAGAAUUUAAAAUUUUUAAGUAAAUUGGAUCCAGUGUAGAUAGAAAAUUAAAUGAAUCGAAUUAAAGAAUUUAAGUAAGAAACAGAGAUGUUAAAAUUUUUCUCAUCUUUCAACUCUUAAUAUGAUAAGGAAGUAAUAUUUAAUAUAAUUUAAAGGUUAAUUAAUGUGAUCUUGAUUAUCCAACAGAAAGGGAUAGGUAAUAUUCAAUUGAUUACUAAAGAGGAAUAUUGCCUAAAAUUACAUAUAAGAGAAAAAAAACUUAGAAAUAAAGCACUAAAUUGAUUGUAAGUACUUUUAAAGUAGAUCCUAUGAAAUUAGACUUGGUCUUACAAACAACCGAUAAAAUAAAAAUGGUUGGCUAAUAUUUACUCUGA
Paramecium sonneborni is the source of this 3131-nucleotide messenger RNA. Lineage: Eukaryota; Ciliophora; Oligohymenophorea; Peniculida; Parameciidae. The record is from the annotation of a GenBank genome assembly.